AUGUCUGUAUCCACAGAGGAGUUCUUCGUGAAUGGCCCCAAGGACCCCAUUGUGGCAGUGCUGGGUGGGGACACCACACUGCCCUGCUCCCUGUCUCCUCCCAUGAAUGUGGAGAAGAUGGAGCUGCGGUGGUUCCGGUCCAAGUUUUCAGAAGCGGUGUUCAUCUAUCAGAACCAGCAGGAGCAGAAGGAGGAGCAGAUGCCACAGUACCAAGGGCGGACCUCGCUGGUGAGAGAGUUCCUCACUCAGGGAGAGGCGUCUGUACGCAUCAACAAGAUUCGGGUUUCUGACGAUGGGAUGUACACCUGCUUCUUCAAGAAGGGAGAUUUCUAUGAAGAGGCCCCUUUGGAGGUGAAAGUGGCAGGUGUGGGUUCUGACCCUGAAGUACGCAUAGAAGGACAAGAGGAAGAUGGGGUCCGUGUGGUAUGCACGGCUUCUGGGUGGUUCCCGAAGCCCCAAGUUCAGUGGAAAGACCUAAGUGGAGAGAAGUUCCUGGCUUUUUCGGAGGCCCAAGCCCAGGAUGUUGCUGGACUGUUCAGAGUGGAGGCCUCACUGGUGGUGAGAGACAGCUCUGUAGAGAACGUGACCUGCUCCAUCCUCAACCCCAUCCUGGGUCAGGAGAAGGUGAAGGCCAUUUUCAUUCCAGAGCCCUUUUUCCCACAGGUCUCUCCGUGGAUGCCAGCUUUUGCAGUAAGUCUGACCAUACUGAUGCUCCUCAGCUUAGGUGCUGGCUAUUUUCUCAAGAAAGAACAUUCAACAAAGGUGCAGGAGCAGAAGAAUCAGGAGGAUCUUCAGCAGGAAAAGGGGAAAGACAAGAAUGACUUGGAGUUGGCCAUGAAGGAGGCAGAUAUAAGGACUGUGCUCCCUGGGGCAGAAGUGGAAGGUGAUGGGAAGCGGAAUCCUGCCCCUGGGGCUCUCCUGGCCUGGAGUAAGGCCCAGCUGUAUGCAGGGUCUGUCACUCUGGAUCCACAGUCUGCCCAUCGCGACCUUGCCGUCUCUCAGGACAACAUGAGUGUGACCUGGAAGGACAACCAUGAGAACCUGAGUGAUGACAGCUGCAGUGUGUGGGGCACCAAGGGCAUCACGUCAGGGAGAUGUUACUGGGAAGUGGAAGUCAGAGGUGGAGACACAAGCGAGUGGGCUGUGGGGGUUUGUAGGGAAGCUGUGGAUAGGGAUGGGUGGUUCAAAGAGAGCCCAGAAAAGGGCUUUUGGGUUGUGGGAAACUUUUCAGAUGGAUUUUGUGCCUGUAAUAACCCUGAUACAUUACUAACUCUUAGACAGAUUCCCUGCCAAGUGGGGGUUUUCCUGAACUACGAUGGUGGGGAUGUCUCCUUCUACAACAUGACUGAUGGGUCUCAUAUUUUCUCAUUCUCUCAGGUUUCCUUCUCUGGGAUCCUCUUUCCAUAUUUCAUGAUUAGGUCAGGAACCCCAUCUCUUACUAUCUGUUCCAUGAUAGGGCUGUGUCCCCAUAAGGACCUAUCUUAG
Messenger RNA from Chrysochloris asiatica (Cape golden mole), 1485 nucleotides. Its product is annotated as butyrophilin subfamily 1 member A1-like. Gene Ontology annotation, cellular component: external side of plasma membrane. NCBI's taxonomy places the organism in Eukaryota, Metazoa, Chordata, Mammalia, Afrosoricida, Chrysochloridae. Gene Ontology annotation, biological process: T cell receptor signaling pathway; regulation of cytokine production. The record is from RefSeq and is a predicted model, not a curated record. Gene Ontology annotation, molecular function: signaling receptor binding. The transcript is spliced from 7 exons. Bases 1 to 1485 code for a protein of 494 amino acids.